AAUGCUAACUCAGACAGAAAUAAGCAAUUCAGCUUUUCGAGGUUACUCAAGAGGUAUAACCUUUUCCAUCCUUGAAUACAUUAGAUCAGCAGCUGUACAAUGAGAUUUCUACAAAUUGUAAUGAUCGUUGUCUGCUUAUCAACAUCAGUUGUUUUAUCCUUUCGACCUGGUCGAGUGUUUUCACUUAUAAAACAACCAGGAAUACAUGAUACAGAUGAUUUAGAAUUGGAUGAUCCUUUAUUAUUUCAAAGGUUCUUUUACAGACAACAAGUUUCAAAGGAUUCAGGUGAUGGAGGUCAAAAAUUUUAUGGUAAUUUGAUGCGAUAUGGACGAUAAAUUAAUGAUUACAACAUUUAUGAUAACCAAAUUAUACCAAAAACUUGUAUUAAAUGUUGAAAAUGUCAAGGACAACAACCACAAUUUUAUGAGACCUAUGUUUUAAAAUAUUUCCUUCAUUUCUCACAAUUUCAUUCGAAAUUGUCUACUUAAAAUAAAAUAUAUACCACAAAUAUAAUUGUGAUAUCACUGAUUUGAUGAUCUUUUGUGGGAGAAUAUUUGCAACAGUACUUAAUAUUUAUCAUUAUUGUGUUUUUCAUAAUUAUUGUAGAAAACUUAUUCCAAUUGAGUGGGAAAAUAUUGAAGAGACAGAAGACUUACACCUUGCACUAAGUCCGUCAUUUGCAAAAUGUACUUCGUUUCCUCUUCUGUUGCUCUCUUGAUUUGCUUUUCAUACAUUCUUAUCAGCAGCAUCCACUGUAAUACGCCUGCGUUAUCCCUUGUAUUGCUGUUGGCAGAAUCCUUACCUAUUGCUGGUAAUUCCUUAUGAUUCCUGCCACUCUCUCAAUAUUCAUUCUUAUCAGCAACGCCUACUACAAUAUUAGUUUAGUUAUUUAUAUAAUAUAAAGUCAUUUAAUACAGUCCGUGAACAGAUAAUGAUUCUAUGAAACAAGAUUGCCCAUUAGCUACCAGCAUUUCAAAUUUUAAUUCUUUUCAGGAUAUGAAGCCUGUAAUUAUGUCAGUGUGAACAGCAGGAAUUCAGUGUAUCGUGAUACUCCAUCAACUAAACCAUGUUGAAAUAUAAGAUUUCUUGAUGAUUACAAACAGGACUAUCCAGCUGUCUACAUACUAUACCUUUCAAAUUUUACAUACUCUCUAUUUAUUACUGUACCCCUUCCACUAUUUGUGUUUACCUUGUCUUUAAUU
Heterobilharzia americana is the source of this 1203-nucleotide messenger RNA. The record is from the annotation of a GenBank genome assembly. Lineage: Eukaryota; Metazoa; Platyhelminthes; Trematoda; Strigeidida; Schistosomatidae.